Parnassius apollo (apollo) is the source of this 438-nucleotide messenger RNA. The record is from the annotation of a GenBank genome assembly. NCBI's taxonomy places the organism in Eukaryota, Metazoa, Arthropoda, Insecta, Lepidoptera, Papilionidae.
AUGAAUGAGCAUGCAAGUUCUGAUGAGGACCCAGAUGUACCACCUGACUUGGAAAAUGAAGUUCAAUCUACCAGCACCCUGGUAACAACAUCCACCAAUACUCAGAUCAUUAGUACUGUAAUGGAUCCAAGUCUGGCCUCCGCUUCUACUAGUGCUAGUUCUGCAGCAGCUUCAAGGAUAUCUAAUCGUGUGCCUAAGACUAAUAUCACGUGGAAAACGAAAACCCUGAACAUAAAUGAAGACCAACUACGUUUUCUUGGACCUGAGAAGUUACCCCCAGAAAUACUUUGCUUAGAUACUCCAUUUGAGGUAUUUUCGUAUCUGUUUACUGAAGAAAUUAUCAAUUUUAUAAGAGACCAGACUAAUAUAUACCCUGUUCAGAAAGAUGCUAAUAAACCAGUAAAUGCUACUAGUCAAGAAAUACGUCAAUUCAUUUGA